This is a messenger RNA of Centruroides sculpturatus (bark scorpion), 1921 nucleotides long. RefSeq names its product activating signal cointegrator 1 complex subunit 2 homolog. The record is from RefSeq and is a predicted model, not a curated record. Lineage: Eukaryota; Metazoa; Arthropoda; Arachnida; Scorpiones; Buthidae. The coding region runs from base 317 to 967 and encodes 216 amino acids. The transcript has 2 exons.
UUAAAAUAUAUUUAUGAUAAUAAAGCAACGUUUUAACCAACACUUGAGAAGGUGAAACGUCGAGACUAGCCCUUGUAUAUAAAAAAGAUUUGUAGCCUUGAACUAUAACAAAAUGGAAGAUAAAUCGAACCGUCGCGCAACAGGUUCUGAAAAAAAUCAUGACAGAAGUAAUGAACUUAAAGGUCACGAGUGCAAAUUUUGCUCGAUAACAUUCCUGCCCGAACUAUCAACGUAUAAAGGACCUUUAACACAAACUUUCCAGGGACCGUUGAUGUAACCCAGAUCGUCACCAGCGCAAACUCUAGACAAAUCAGGAAUGCAAGAUGAACCUUCUUCAUCACAAAUUUUAACGAAACCACGGAUGCAAAAAGAACCUUCUUCAACACAAACUUUUCAAGAACCACGGAUGCAAGCUGGAUAUUCUUCAACACAAAUUGUAAAGGAACCACAGAUGCAAAAACGAUCAUUCUCAACACACAUGUUUUGGCAACCAUUGAUGCAAAGCAGAUCUUCAUCACAAACUGUGGAGGAACCGAUGAUGCAAUUCGAAUCGUCCUCAACUCAAACCCUAAACGAAUCAGGGAUGCAAGAUGAACCUUCUCCAUCACAAAUUGUAAAGAAACCACGGAUGCAAACAGAACCUUUUUCAACACAAACUUUCCAAGAACCACGGAUGCAAACAGAAUUUUUUUCAACACAAACUUUCCAAGAACCACGGAUGCAAGCUGGAUAUUUAUCAACACAAAUUGUAAAUGAACCACAGAUGCAAAAACGAUCAUUCUCAACACACAUGUUUUGGCAACCAUUGAUGCAAAGCAGAUCUUCACCACAAACUGUGGAGGAACCGAUGAUGCAGUUCGGAUCGUCCUCAACGCAAACCCUAAACGAAUCAGAGAUGCAAGAUGAACCUUCUUCAUCACAAAUUGUAAAGAAACCACAGAUGCAAACAGAACCAUUUCAACAAUAACCCUGGAGGACCAGAGAUAUAAGCGGUAAUUUCAUCCACUCUCCUUAGAGAAACUAUCGAUGCAGAUAGAACUUUACAUAUAUGCACUUCUUCAGAAAUUUUUGACGUAAGCAGGUUUUGCUAUUACUGCAAUUUUGCUAGAAUUAUUUAUGAUAACAGGAUUUUGGUUAAUUUCAAUGCUUCACAAACUAUUAAUGCGAAUAAAACCUUCUAAAAUACCAACUCUGAUAAAAACACGAAUGUAAGAAAGAGAUGCAACCAAGAUCUCCAGCACAAACUCUGCCUACCAUUCGUUAUUCGUUUAUUGAUCUUCAGCUCGAACUUCGAGUAAAGAAGAGGUUUAUGCAGGUCUUUUCUGUACUGAAAUUUCGGAAAAAAGAGCGAUGCAAGAGUUGUUUUCAACUAAAUCAUCACAGUUAGUAAAACCUCCUACUCAAAUUCUUUUCAGUUUCCGUGAUUCGUUUGCUUCUUCUUUAACACAAAUGUCGGAUAAAAAGGGAAAGCAACCUGACCAACUUAAAUCCUUAGAUUAGAAGCAAGCAGGACUUUACUGAUAUUUCGGGGAGAGAUGUGAUUCAAGAAGGAUCUUCUUCAUUUGAAGCUUCGGAAAAAGCAUGCCUUGACGAACAUUAUCCAGUUUUCUUGAUUCGUCUUCAACUCAAACUUUGGAUAAAGAAAAUUUUCAAGGAGGAUUUUUUACCCACAUCCAUCAUGACGAACAAGUGGAAUGGAGAAGUUCUACCUAACCCCGACUAACUUUCUGUGUUUUGCUUCAGCGAUCUCAAACGCAAUCGCCGAGUAAAGAAGGGAAAAAUGAAGGUGAAAAUAAAUAAAAGAGAUCUGUACAAGUUUGAAAACAAAAUCCGACUAAAUCAUCAAUUUUAAAAUUAUUACGAAUUAAGUGUGUUAUAAAUUUAUGUAACUAAACGAAAUUAUUCGUGUUAAAAUAAAAGC